AAGAAGCACAGCAAGGUUGCAAGGUUCACGAUUAAUUCACACAGCCUUUGCGGAUAGCUAAUUGCAUUAUCGAUUUAAAAUCGAUUAAUUGUGCAGCCCUCACUUCCCUCUUCACAGGAAGGGGAGGAGCCCUGGACAGCCCUCACUUCCCUCUUCACAGGAAGGGGAGGAGCCCUGGACAGCCCUCACUUCCCUCUUCACAGGAAGGGGAGGAGCCCUGAGAUAAAGGAACCGCUCUCCUCUAGGUGCUUGAUGUCAUCGCAAGUUGAAGGACAUCAAGUCGAUUGAUCAAGUUCAAGUUGGGCUUGAGACAUAUUUAUAUGUUAUGAGCUAAAUAGAAUCAAAUUGAAUUGUUUAAAAGAUAACCACUGAUUUAUGUUAUGUGUACUGUAUAUAAGAGUUACUGUGAGCGUUUUGGUCUCAGUUAGUUUGUGGGGGUGAGAGGAUGAAUAGAGAUAUUACUACAGGUCUGAAUUAGUGUUAAAAGUCUUGGAUGUGAUCUAUUUUUGUUUGUUUAGAGUGUGUUCUAAGCUGUUGGAUAAAAAUGGACACAAGUUUAAGGGAAGCUCUCUGGAGCCCAGCGGACAAGUGAAGCCAAGGGCAUAUUCCACACACACUAAUGCGCUGUUUGAAAGCUCAUGAGGCAGUUCAAGAAAUACAUCUUUAAAUAUUUAUCCUGGAUAUUUGUGAAACAUUUCUUCUGAACAGAGCCGACUUUGCUUUGUCUCAUGUGUCCAGGGGGAGUGUGCUGCGGUGUGCUGAGCGCUGUGCUGAGUGUGUGCUGCGGUGCGGUGCGGUGCGGUGGUGGACCUAUUUUGGGAGAAGACUGGCACCAAACGGAGCUGAAAAGAGGAAGAGGAAGAAGAGGAAGUGAGAAACAAGAUGGAGUCUGUGGCACUGGAACACUCUCCCACCGUCGACGAGCUGGUGGACGCCUGCAUCCAGGCCUUUGAUGAGGAGGGGGCAGUGAUGGACUCAUCUGUGGUGCGCAUGUUUCUUAUGAUGCAUCCGUGGUAUCUGCCCUCCACGGAGCUGGCCAAGAAACUGCUGCUCAAAUCGCAGGAGGAGGGAUGCACAGACGACGUGAGGUCCCAGAUAUGCCAUCUCGUCAAGUACUGGAUUGCUGAGUUUCCAGUGGAGUUUAAUUUGAACCAUGAACUGGCUGAUCAGAUCAAAGACCUUAGGGAGCUCCUUAGCACCGAAGGCAACGAGCAACAGAGCCAGCUCAUCGACGUGGAGAGUGUGCCCUCGUACAAGUGGAAGCGUCAGGUGACCCAGCGCGUGCCGUCCAUGUCCAAGAAGAGAAAGAUGUCUCUGCUGUUCGACCACCUGGACUCCUGCGAACUGGCCGACCACCUCACCUACCUGGAGUACAAGUCUUUCUGCAAGAUACUGUUCCAGGACUACCACAGCUUUGUGAUGCAUGGCUGCACGGUGGACAACCCUAUACUGGAGCGCUUCAUCACCCUGUUCAACAGCGUGUCCCAGUGGAUCCAGCUCAUGGUGCUCAGCAAGCCCACCGCCCCGCAGAGAGCAGCGGUCAUCUCCAGCUUCAUACACGUGGCGCAGGUCAGCAUCUCACACUUCACACAGGUCACUAAGGUCACUAAGGUCAAAGGUCAUCUCAUUGGAUACAGCUCAUGGUGCUCAGCAAGCCAUCAGACGCCGUCAUCUCACACUUAG
Alosa sapidissima (American shad) is the source of this 1683-nucleotide messenger RNA. RefSeq names its product RAS guanyl-releasing protein 2-like. Gene Ontology annotation, biological process: Ras protein signal transduction; positive regulation of GTPase activity. Gene Ontology annotation, cellular component: plasma membrane. Lineage: Eukaryota; Metazoa; Chordata; Actinopteri; Clupeiformes; Clupeidae. The record is from RefSeq and is a predicted model, not a curated record. The transcript has 6 exons. Gene Ontology annotation, molecular function: guanyl-nucleotide exchange factor activity. Bases 883 to 1683 code for a protein of 266 amino acids.